AUGGUGGUUCGGCCGGGACUGGAUUCUUCCGCCGUAGCUGCACAGCAAUUUGACCUUUGUAGCGCCGCCAUUGAUGAGGCCCGAGCUUUGCUUCUCCAUGACUCGGAUUUUGUGAGGGAGACGAAUUCGCCCUUGACGGUGAACAACCGUGUGUGCCGGCCGAAACCUCCAAGCUCAGCGCCCUCGACCGACGAUUCAACGACCGGCGACAAGGAGUUCCUUAACCGGCAACAAGGAGUCACAGACGCAACUUCUGGGGACGAUUUUUGCGGAGAAGACGAUUUGGGGAUGAUUUGGAUUUGUGCGAUUUAG
Molecule: messenger RNA, 312 nt
Organism: Striga asiatica
Lineage: Eukaryota; Viridiplantae; Streptophyta; Magnoliopsida; Lamiales; Orobanchaceae
Source: the annotation of a GenBank genome assembly